UUACAUGGGACUGGGAUCUCAGUCAUGAUGUUUUCUCAUGGUUUGUAUGGGACUCUGUUGAUGUUGUGCAUUGGACAAAGUUUUAGUGAAAAUCUGCAGUUUCCGGAGUUUAAUGGGGCAACAGGAAAAAAUGUAGUGUUUGCCCCUGAAGAUCCACCAUACAUUUCUUCACAGAUUAUUUUAAUUACAUGGGCUUUUGGACUGGAUAUUAUUAUUACCUUUAACAAUGGUGAAAAUAAUGUACAUCCAGAAUAUGAAGGCAGAGUUGAUCUGAACCCCACCACAGCUGCUCUGAAGCUCAAGAACCUGACACUGAAUGAUUCAGGAACAUACAGGCUGUCUGUAACAACAACUGAUCUCCAAAACCAUGCAGGAGAAACUUCACUCAAAGUGUAUGAAACAGUAUCUGACACCACACUCAUUGGUCCACAAGAAUCAUUAAUAGAUGAAGAAUCAAAUGCAAACAUAACCUGUGAAGGAAGUGGCGACAUCACUUCUGUGGAAUGGAUGAAAGAUAAUAAUCCACUGACAUCGAUCAACAGAAUCAUCUUCUCAUCUGAUAACAGAUCAGUGUCGAUCAGUCCAGUGAUCAGAUCAGACAGUGGAGAAUAUCAAUGUACAUUAAGAAACCCUGCCAGCUCUGAUACUGCAAACCUCAGACUUACCAUCAACUAUGGACCAGAAGAUGUUUUUAUUGACGGUUCGAAUGAAGUAGAUUUAGGCCGUCCUGUGUCACUGUCUUGCUCUGCCACUUCUGUACCUUCUGCUUCAUUCACCUGGAGGUUUAAUGGAUCAGACACCGGUGUAACCACAAACACAUUUACCAUUGAUAAGAGUGACAUCACACACAGUGGAGAUUACAUCUGCACAGCCCACAAUGAUGUCACAGAGAUAAAUGUCUCUCAAAGACAUCUAUUAGUAGUUAAAGAAAGUGGUGGUGAUGGAGGUGGAGGGCUGUCAACAGGAGCAAUAGUUGGGAUUGUUAUUGGAGUUUUAGUGGCAGUUGCAAGCAUUUGUGGUUUGAUUUUCUACUUUGUAAAAACAAAGAAACGGACAAAAGUACGCCUGAGUGUUAAAGGUCCAGCCAAUAAAGCAUCGCAUAGAAAUCCAGAGGCUGAGUUGAAUUAUGUAGAUAUCAGUCAUGCACCGAAGGCUGGUGGAGGAGGAGUGAAUCUAGGGAAUAUGAAUGAAUCUAGGACAGAGUAUGCACAAAUAACACAUGGAGUCUCAGGGAAACCAAGAGCUCCUCCACCUCCCUAUGGAAGUCAGCCAUUAAACCCCUCCUCAUUACCAGAAGGGAUCACCUAUGCACAGGUGAGGAAAUGAAACUCAACUGACACGCCAUCUGAGUUCACAGAGUAUGCCUGAAUAUUGCACAUUUUACAUAUUGUGUAAAAGCAUUUUUUCCCUAAAGUUGUUAUUGUAAAAGUGAAAUACAGCGUUUUGAGUAUGGUACUGUAUUUGACUGAAUGCAAAAUGACCUGCGGGUUGAAAAAUAAAAUCUUCUAUUUUAAAAUGAUACAGUAUAUGAUAUGAAAAUAUUAUAAGUCUUUAUGAAGACCAUGAGAACAAAUGUUUAUCCUAUAAUACAUAUCUAAAAUGUACUUUAUUGGUAUUAAAGUGUUCAUGUGUGCCUGCAGAACGCUGAUUUCUAUAGGACUGGAAUGGCCAAUUAAGAUUUGUUUUUACAGUAUAAGAUUAAAUUUGAACUCAUAUAGUUAAACAUUUACAAAUGUGUUUACGCCAAAUGAUCUUUGAGAUUCUGCUAUCUAUUUUUAAAUCACAUACCAUUUUUCAGAAAUGAGAAGAUCUUCCUCUUUGUCUUUUGCACUUUGCUGAUAAAAAAAUGUAAAACCAUGAUAGUAGAUAGUAAAGAGCAGAGGUUGCAUUUGUGACUCAAUUGACCUAUAAUUGUAAACGCUUAUGUAAUGUACAACUUUGCUCAAACAAUGUAAAAACAAAAUGCAGCAUUUUUGUCAAAUCAACAUAUAUUUUUAUGUUACUUUAACUUAAUAAAUUAAGUUAAACAAUUUCAACUUGUUUUUAUGAGUUAUGUUAACUUUUUUAAGUCCAAACUUAAAAAAGCAGGUUGAAUUGACUUGCAAAACCAAAUUGUUUUAACUUCAUGCUACAUUUUUUUACAGUGUAAAUGGCAUUUUGUUUGGUAGUCAGUAGUCUGUUUUUGGUUAAAUUACAUGUUAUUUAAUAAAACAAAUGUAAAAAAGUAUAAUAUAUAA
Misgurnus anguillicaudatus (oriental weatherfish) is the source of this 2237-nucleotide messenger RNA. NCBI's taxonomy places the organism in Eukaryota, Metazoa, Chordata, Actinopteri, Cypriniformes, Cobitidae. The record is from RefSeq and is a predicted model, not a curated record.